Neoarthrinium moseri is the source of this 3162-nucleotide messenger RNA. RefSeq lists its product as uncharacterized. Lineage: Eukaryota; Fungi; Ascomycota; Sordariomycetes; Amphisphaeriales; Apiosporaceae. Bases 1 to 3162 code for a protein of 1053 amino acids. The transcript has 4 exons. The record is from RefSeq and is a predicted model, not a curated record. Gene Ontology annotation, molecular function: sequence-specific DNA binding; DNA-binding transcription factor activity. Gene Ontology annotation, biological process: regulation of DNA-templated transcription.
AUGGUAGACGGGGCCGUUAGCUCCCACUGCAAGUCUCUCUCUUGUACCUACACACCAAAGUCGGGACCCGCGACGUCCAAGUUUUGCGCCGACUCCUGGGAGGACAACGGGCUCUUUGCUCCUCGGUCUCAGAGGACACCUUCCAUCACGGCGACGCCCAGAGAGAGAGAGAGACAGUCGCUCUCUGCGUGGACCCGAGACCCGGGCCCCGGCUCUUUGCCUCUGACGGCGAAAGAACUCUGCAAGAGAGGAAAAUAUAUAGCCUGCUCUUACGUGGGGUGGGCUUUCGGCCUUUUGGGCAUUGGGACGAGAACACACCGCAGCCUGGAAUCCACCACCACGAUCCAGCGCGACCGACGGGGGGCAAACAAAAUUCAAUCAGUAAACAAGACGCGAACAAUAAACAUUUGGGAAAACGACAGCACCUCGCCGCGACCGAGCAAGGCCCCAUUCGAGAAGCGCGGCCCUCCCUUACUUCGAAUCCCUCACGCCUGCGACGAGCCGCAAUUGGUCGCACCCUGCCUGGACCUGGACGCCCGGCGCGGGAAUAGCCUCGUGUACCACACUGCAGACUGCAUGCCAGUCGGCCCAGCCUGCUCGCUGCAGCCUCGUGCCUGCCCCGGUGCGCGCGCAACCCUCCACGACUUGCUACCACGGCACCUUCGCGAACCCAUCCGAUCUCGACACCCCGCUAUCAUCCGACUUCAACAACUGAAGCUGCUGCUGCAGACCCGGCCUGUCGUUGGGUUCUGUUGCAAUCCAGACUAUCCGAGACUCCAAGAGUCUCCGGGUCGGUCCAUUCAGCCCUGCUCGGCCCAGGAUUUGAGCAUCGAAGCUACCAACGCGGACCACAUGGUUUACGCUCCGUACCACACGCCAUAUAUGCAUUCUAUACAGGCCUCGCAUUAUCCAAUGUCGUCGCCGAACCCAUCGAGGAAACGCCGAGCGCCAGGAGCCGUUCCCCCUUCGAUGCAAGAGACCUACUUCACCGCACCACCAAAUACAGAACAGGUUCCCGCCUGGAACACCAACAACUCGAACUUUAUGGACAAUUCGGCAAGCAACAUGAACCCCUACAACAUGAUGUCGAACUCGAGGCAGGCUCAAUUUCCCCAGCAGCCUGGCCACCCUACCCCUGCCACGCCGUCUACUGCUCUUGCAAGGCGGGGCCUGAACAACCAGUUAAUCGCCACAACCAGGCCGUACACUCCGCCGAGCGAGUUGUGGACGGGUUUCGGAGAUGAGGGCGCCGUGUCACAACAGAAUGGCAAUGACACGCUCGACGAGAAUGACAACAUCGAGCUGUUGGAGGAAAAGGCCCAAAAGGCCAAGAGGGAAGCUACUGCGAAGCGGAAGCAGAUACCGCCCUUCGUACAGAAACUGAACAGCUUUCUGGAAACCUCCAAGAAUACGGAACUGAUCCGUUGGUCAGAGAAAGGAGACUCCUUCAUCGUACUUGACGAGGACGAAUUUGCGAAGACGCUGAUUCCAGAGCUCUUCAAGCAUAACAACUACGCGUCUUUUGUGCGUCAGCUCAACAUGUACGGCUUCCACAAAAAGGUCGGCCUGUCGGACAACUCCAUGAAAGCGAGCGAGCGGAAGAACAAGAGUCCCAGCGAGUAUUACAACCCCUACUUCCGCCGCGGUCACCCUAAUCUACUGUGGCUCAUCAACAAACCCAAGAGUGGAGCUUCCAAGAAGAAAGGGAAGCGGGCUGACGAGGGAGAUGUUGAGAGUGAAGAAGAGAAUGUUGAGGAUGGCAUGCUCGGCCCAACUUAUACCGCACAGCCUUUGCCGGCAAACCGCGCCUUGCCGGCCCCAGAGUCAGGCGCACUAUCCAAAAAGGAGCUGACAGUCGUACGCGACCAGAUGGCAGUCUUGCAAGAGCAACAGAGGACGAUCCACGAGGCAAUUACACGGUUGCGCAGGGAACAUGUCCAGCUCGUGCACCAGGCGAGCCAGUUCCAGGAGCAACACAACCGCCAUGAGAACUCCAUCAACGCCAUUCUCUCUUUCCUUGCAAAUGUCUUCAAGGGCAAGCUCAACGAUCCUGGCUCGCUGCGUGACAUGAACGACCUCUUUACGAAUAUAAUGGCCAACGUUCAGAUGCCCCAAGGCCAUUCCGGCUCCGUUGUGGACCUGGGUGACUACGACCAGCAACAGCCAGGAGUGGUACCUAACAUGGCGUCACCGCCUAAGAGACAGCAACGCCUCCUACCGCCCAUACCUCAAGAUGCCGGAAUCAAGCGCUCACCGUCCUCCAGCGCCACACCGACGCCGUAUAAUCCUCACCCGCCCCAGAUGGGUACAGUCGAGGAGCUUUUUGACAGUCCGGCCGAGUCCGGCCCCUCGCCGUCUAUCAUGCAGGAGCUCGACUCGAACCCUCAAGAGGGCAUGAUGAGGCUUAUGCAUGGUGUAAAUUCCAACGCCAACGCCGUCAACGCCGCCAAUAGCAGGAACAAUCCUGUCCCCGUGCCGGAAGCAACUCUCAACGCCCCUACCUAUAAUGUGAACCAAAGGAACCAGAUGCCGAACUCAAUGGCAGCUGCCUCGGGCAGUACUGGAACAGCCCCUGUACCGCCUUCUUUCAAUGCUUCACAGCCAGCGCCUCCACCUGCUGCACCCGCGCCGGCUGGAAACACAUCAUUGUCUCCUAUCAUGGGCACAUCAUUCCCGCCGCCAUCUAUCCAGCACAUCAACCAGACCCAAGAGGAGAUCGACCAAUUACAACGACUACAGGAAGAACAAAGUCAUAAGCUCGACGAGCUUUCCAGUCUGCUGGGACCCUACAGUCCGUCAGGAAGAAUCCCCGGUCUCGGUGGUGAAGGCGGCAGCCAAUAUUUUGACAACGACAUUGAUUUCGGCCAGUAUCUCGAUUCAAAUGCGUACAAUGCAGACGGCUUAGUGGGUGACUCGACUGCGUUCAACGCGGACGGCCUGCCUAGCGAUUUCGACUUUGGCACAGCCAAUUUUGACAACACCAACCUCGACUCCCUCAACACCGACAACCUCUUUGCAGACACUACAAAUGGCGGAUCUCGCAUUGUCGAGACUGCUACCCCGAGUCAGAAGUCUCCCAGCUCCAACGGAACCGAGGAGAUCCCGAGGGAAGACUUCGAAGACAGCCCAGGCCGCGCAUCCAAGAGACAGCGAAAGGGCUAG